Molecule: messenger RNA, 501 nt
Organism: Puccinia graminis f. sp. tritici CRL 75-36-700-3
Lineage: Eukaryota; Fungi; Basidiomycota; Pucciniomycetes; Pucciniales; Pucciniaceae
Exons: 5
Coding region: 1-501 (166 amino acids)
Source: RefSeq, a predicted model, not a curated record
AUGAGUGCGAUCGAAGAAACUCGCCGGCCAAGAUUCUUCCUGCUUGCCCCACCAACAACACUCCAACCACUUUCCCCAGCACGUAUUCACAAUCUCACAAUUCAACUCAAUAAAUCUUAUUGUCGCGAAUUAUACCAACAAUGCCCAUGUCGCGUUGGACCCGGAGAUUCUUGUAUCAACUACAAUGGGGACCCAUAUACAUGUAGGACUCUGGACUGUUAUAUAGGGGAUCCCAAUAGUAGACCCGACCUACCCCCCUACCCACUUCUCUUAUUCAAGAAUUGCCGAAAGAUGCUCAGCGAUUACAAUCUAGGUCCUCCAAUAAACCAGACCCAUCCAAUCUGGUACCACGCUGAUAAUCAAGCCCAAACUCUUGAGGCCCAGAUUGACGGAAGUGGGGAUAAGUAUCUGUGCACUUGGACUGAGUCUACAGAUCCUAAUAAUGUUAGACCUUAUUGUGAUGGUUGCAGUUCAGCAGAUACAGAAAACUCACAGCCAUAG